AUGACGAUCUGUACUCAUAACGCACGUACGCUUGCAUCGGAAGCGGCCAUCGAAGAUCUGAUGAUGCAAGCCAAGAAGAUUGGAAACCUGCGCAUUUCGCAAGCAGGAAGAAAACGCGGUGCUCAUCGCAGACAGUGUCAUGACAACACCCUUUUCAAGAUAGCUGUCACUAUCUUGGCACGCGAAUCAGACGUUCUAGCGCGAAAAACAUUGGAAGCGUUUUAUAUCACGGCCAAAAGUCCUAUCAUGAAUCGUAAAGAAGAAUGCAUCGCUGUGACCAACGAGCUGGCGCCAUAUCAGGACCUUUGCGGCGGCGCAACUCUCACAACUGGUGGUCCGCUAACAUCACGAUUUCGUGGCUAUCAAGAAUUCUCUUCAAGUUCAAUUUGA
Necator americanus (New World hookworm) is the source of this 390-nucleotide messenger RNA. RefSeq lists its product as uncharacterized. The coding region runs from base 1 to 390 and encodes 129 amino acids. The transcript has 4 exons. The record is from RefSeq and is a predicted model, not a curated record. Lineage: Eukaryota; Metazoa; Nematoda; Chromadorea; Rhabditida; Ancylostomatidae.